This is a messenger RNA of Dictyostelium purpureum, 1947 nucleotides long. RefSeq lists its product as uncharacterized. NCBI's taxonomy places the organism in Eukaryota, Evosea, Eumycetozoa, Dictyosteliales, Dictyosteliaceae. Gene Ontology annotation, molecular function: protein binding. The transcript is spliced from 2 exons. Bases 1 to 1947 code for a protein of 648 amino acids. The record is from RefSeq and is a predicted model, not a curated record.
AUGAAUAUUAAUGAUAUUAUUAAUCACCAAAUAAAUAAUAACAAUAAUAAUAAUAAUAAUGAAAAUUUUGAAGAGAAUGAACAAAUAUAUGAAGGAUUGCAAGACCCAAAAAAUUUAAAGUACUAUGCGAAACAAAAUCAAUACUAUGUAAAUAAUCAAAAUAAUAAAGUUUCACCAUCGAUUAUACCUUUAAAAUUUCAAGAUAUUCAAAGUAUUAGAAUUAAUACAUUUCAUGCUAUUCCUUGGAAAUUAAAUUUAAUGGCGGUAAGCCACAAUUCAAAAUAUUUAUUUACAGCAGAAGCGGAUCAAAUUUGGGUUAGGGAUACCUUUAAUCCAAGUAUUGUAAUUAGAAUUAUAACAUUAGAUACACAAGAAAUGACAAUUAAUCAAAUUAGACUUGGUAUUUUAGAUGGGGAAGAAGUAUUGGUAUCUGUAGAUGAAGGUGGCUUUAUAAGAUUAUUGUUUGUAAAUGAUUUGGAUAGAGAGCCAAUUAGACUUUAUAAUAAUGGAAUAUCAACAUGGGGCAUCGCAAUCUGUCCCAGCAGGCCAUUAUUGGCAGUAAGUGCAAAUAAUUUUCGUAUUACCAUAUGGAAUUUAAAUGAUGAUGAUCCCCAAGCCUCCAAAGUAAUUUUAUCAAAGCAUAAACAUAACGUACCAGCCGUCGACUUUUCGCCAUGUGGGAACUACUUAUUAUCAGUUAGUAUCGAUAAAAAUAUUAGGGUUUGGGAUGUAAAUACUGGAAAAAUUAUUAGAAUUCAAAGUGUAGCUCAAUGGUGUUGGUGUUGCAGAUGGCUAGAUUUAACCGAUAGAGAGGAGUUUUUACCACAUUACUAUGAAAAAAGAGAAAAACAUUUAAUUGAAAAGUCUUGGAGGGGUUUAACACAACAAGAAGAGCAGCAACUAGCACAACAAACCCAACUCAUACCACAAGCCAAUAAUGAAACUGAUGAUGAAAUAGAAGUAGAUGAUGACGAUGACUUUGAAUAUCAACCAGAUGAAGAAAUUAACGAAAGCGAUGAAGAAGCUAAUGGAAAUAAUGUCGAAUUUCAAACAAUUGAUUUAGAUUUUUAUAAUGAAGAUGAGAAUGAAGUACUUUUAGGUGAACCUAUUCAAGGAACAAUAAAUAAUAAUAAUAAUAAUAAUAAUAAUAAUAAUAAUAAUAAUAAUAAUAAUAAUAAUGACGAUGAUAUUAUAGAAAUUGAAGAAAGCGACAAUGAUAGCAUAAUAGAGGGAGAGGAUGAAGAUGAAGAAUAUGACGUAGAUAUAGACUAUCAUGAAAGACCCAUUGCUACCACCACCGCAAACACCAGAACAUCAACUAAUUAUAGUAAUAACGAUGGUGAAAUAGAUAAUAGUAUGGUUAAUAUUGAUAAGAAAAAAUUCACAAGCAAUAUUAUAUUUUCAACAUAUCAAAAUUUAUAUUUAUCAGAUAUAGUUUUAGAUAGAUUAAUGGUAUUAUCAAAUGCUAUACCGACAUCAUUCCCAAUUAUGCAAACUCAAAUCGAUAGAAUAGCAUUUUUAGAAGUUGUACCCGAGUUAUCAUUAGUAAUAGCAGCAUCACAAGGUCCAGCACGUUUAGUUUCAUUGUAUAGAAUUUAUAAAGAAAAACCAGAAAAAGCAAAUGAAAAUGAAAACGAAAAUAAUGGUGAAGGAAAAGAAAAUGAUGAAUCAUCAGGUGUAAAUAUGUUUUUAGAGAAUGUCUUAUCGCCACCAGUGGGAGGACCAUCAUUAAUUAUUGGUAUAUCUGUAGUUAGAAACUAUGUAAAGAACAAUCCAUUAAUGUUUAGUAUUAAUCUAUAUAUACUUUAUAUAAAUGGUAUAUUGGUCAAUUUCCAAAUUAAAAGAUCAAAUGUUACCGAUAAACCAACCCAUAGAAAUAGUGUUUUUUUUAAUGAAUCAAAUAAUAAUAAUAUUUUUGGUUUAGAUAUAUCUUCGUUUGGGGUUUAA